This is a messenger RNA of Scomber japonicus (chub mackerel), 1124 nucleotides long. RefSeq names its product IQ motif containing K (gene iqck). NCBI's taxonomy places the organism in Eukaryota, Metazoa, Chordata, Actinopteri, Scombriformes, Scombridae. The record is from RefSeq and is a predicted model, not a curated record. The transcript has 10 exons. Bases 1 to 957 code for a protein of 318 amino acids. Gene Ontology annotation, molecular function: protein binding.
AUGGCGAAGAUAAUCGGUGCCAAAAAAUCCCUUUGGCAACAAGUGUGUGAUGAGUAUGAAGCUGAGCAGCCCAGUCCUCCCAGUGCUGUGUGGACGGAUACCAGUUCAGCGAGCACUCAGCUUUCCCAGUACAGCGCCAGUACACACUCCCCUGUCUUCUAUGGACUCACCACAGCCAAGGUGUUUGUGGAUGAUGAUCCCCUGACAGACUUUGACCCUCUUCUGUGCCACCCUGCUCUGGCUGGCUAUUCUGUGUUAGGAAAACCUCCACCUUCAAGCCGGAAACACUCAUCAGCAGCUGACACUACAUCGCCUCCACAACUCCUUCAACGUCCUGUCACACGGUUUGUGGAGCAGAGAGUGUUCCCAGUGUUGUUGCCUGGAUUGGAGGCUUUACUGAAAGAAGCCCAAAAGCAGGGCUGUUUCCAGCGGAAAACAACAUUAUUUAAUCCAUGUGACUUCCUAACUGAGUGGCUCUACAACCAUAACCCUUGCAGGCAAGGACAGAGCCCGGUGAACUUCCAUGAAAUCCACUUUGUAAAGGACUGGCUCAGCAUGCAUUCUAGGCCUCCCAUCCCUCUGUUUCUGCUGCUGAGUGAGGAUCAGGCUGCUCUGCUCAUCCAGGCUUUCUGGAGGGGAUACAAGAUCAGGGUACGCUCAGAUGUGCAGGAGCUGCGCCAGUGGCAGAAAAAACUGAGAGAGAACCAUGACAUUGCCAAAACUGUCAAGCAGUUUUGGGCCCGGCAAGAAAGCAGAGUUGGCUCGGCCAUCACAGAUCUUCCAGAAAGCCCUCUGUCGGGCAACUUGGAUGUGUCCAUCCAAGUGGUUUCUCCUACCCCACAGAGCACUGUGGUCCACACUCCCACGAACCAGAUGACCCCUGAGGGCGGUGAGUGGCUGACCCCCAGCCUCCACACUGCUGCACAGACUGAUCUCCAGCCUCUGCACCAUCACUGAUUCAUUUCCUGGGGACUCACAACCUGACCUAAUCUGCCGGUAUGCGGAUGCCUGGGAGACAGCUGCCUCUGGGUGAGGUGAUAAAGCAGCCCAUUUCAUUCUUGGGACAUCUGAUAGUGCAGCCAGCUCCAUGGAGUCUGGCAGCACUGGGCCCAACUGAAACUGGA